Messenger RNA from Penaeus monodon (black tiger shrimp), 4249 nucleotides. Its product is annotated as retinoblastoma-like protein 1. Gene Ontology annotation, molecular function: RNA polymerase II transcription regulatory region sequence-specific DNA binding. Gene Ontology annotation, biological process: cell differentiation; negative regulation of G1/S transition of mitotic cell cycle; regulation of transcription by RNA polymerase II. Gene Ontology annotation, cellular component: nucleus; chromatin; transcription regulator complex. The record is from RefSeq and is a predicted model, not a curated record. NCBI's taxonomy places the organism in Eukaryota, Metazoa, Arthropoda, Malacostraca, Decapoda, Penaeidae.
CGGCCGGUUUCCCGCCACGCGCCUCUCAUUCUAGUGGAGGCGGCGGUUGAAAUCAGUAGUGGGAUGCCAGUGUGAGCACUACCCUGCUGCAAACAUGAGUGACUCUGAUCUGGGCUCGAGUGUGAGGCGGCGGUAUACCGACCUCUCCCUCGACCUCAACCUCGAUCAAGUGACGGCGGACGAGGCAUGGAAUAAUUACGAGAACAUCCAGCUGAAAUACACUCUGGAGGGUGACCAGUUACCCUGGUUAGCCUGUGCACUCUAUGCAGCAUGUCGACGGCGGUCUGUUCCCACAGUAGGAGCGCCUGGCAAUAUGAUUCAAGGCAAUUGUGUCUCUCUGACACGCAUGUUGCAACACUGCAAUCUUCCGUAACUGACAGAAUUCAUCAAGAAAAUGACAUCAUGGUUGGCCAUGUCACACUUCGACGAAGGCUUCUGCAGACGCGUGGACUUACUGGAAAAGAAUUUUGCAGUGUCAAACAACAUUCAAAAGUACAAACCCAUCUUUUAGACCUCUUUAAAGACCAGCAGAUGACUUACACGUCUGCCUAGAUCUCGCAAACAGAGAAGACCACCAUGUAACGCUACAGAGCUUUUCCACUUCUGUUGGGACCUUGUAUAUUUUAUCAAAGGAAAAUAUCCAUGUAUUCCUCAGGAUCUUGUUAGCUGCUACUCUUUACUGCUGGCAUCAAUUGACAUUAUUUAUGCUAAUGUUGUUUUGUCCAACCGAAAAGAUCUUUUGAAUCCAAAUUGCAAAGGAUUGCCAGAGAAUUUGUUCAACACUGACUCCAGUGGUAGUGAACUGUCAUCAUGGCCAGUGUCUAUCAUGGAUUAUCUGUGUGAGAAAUUUGAAGGAGUCCUCAUCGAAACAAAAGUUGUGCGAGAGUAUUAUUGGAAUAAGCAUAUCAGAGACUUGAUUGAAAAGAAGGUACUAAAAGGUGGCAUUGAAGGUACAGGACUCUUAGAACAAGCCAACUUUGACCAUAAUGUUAAAGAAGUAAAAAAUGCCUAUGAGGAGUAUUUGCUAAGCUAUGGCGAAUUUGAUGAAAGGAUGUUCUUGAAUGAAGAUGAAGUUGUGAGAGGUGUGACUGUAACAUCACCUCCCUCAACACACACCACACACCAGGACUCUCCUGUUGAUGUUAGUUCUAUGAAGCAGGCCAGAAGAAACUUGGUUCAGUCCUUCGACGGGGAUCACCACCUUGUACCCCAGACCCCUAUCACUGGCCGCCGUUACACCAUCAACCGGCCAAACAUUGGCAACACACCUCUAACAGUGGUGACGUCAGGUCUUCAGAAAUUGUAUGCACUCUUGGCUGGCAGGAAAAACAAUGCCAGUGAGGAGCUUUUGGAAAUGUUCAAGAGUUGUAAGGAUAAUCCAGAGGAAAAGAUCAGCUCUUUAGUGACAGAACUGAGUGAUGAAUUUUGCCGGCUUUAUACUCAGGCCACAGAGGACUACACUGGACCAAGUAUAGAAUUUGCCAAAUUAAGAUUACAAAUGGGACAAAUGCUUUACUACACCUUCUUGGAACACAUAUUAGUGGAUGAACGAAAGCGUGGAGUUGAUCUCAUGGCAUUCCUAAAAGAGGAUUUAUUCCACCGCACACUCUUCACAUGCUGUCUAGAAAUUGUGCUCAAGUCAUAUAAUGACCCUAGAAGAUUCCCUUGGUCUUUACAAGUUGGAAAUGUAGACCCAUACUAUUUUAUUCGUAUCAUUGAGCCUGUCAUUCGAUCAGAGAAGCAGUCAGACAAUCAGCUUUCAAGAGAGUUGGUGAAACAUUUAAAAGGGAUUGAGGAACAGAUACUAGAUUCUUUGGCUUGGAAAGCUGAAUCUCCCCUGUGGCAGAUCAUUCAAAAUGGACAAGUUAUUCCAUCUUGCCAAGAUGUCAAUUUUGCUGACCAGUUAGAGACGGAAAUGAAUCCUGCCACCCCUUCUAUAAAUGUAUCCUCAACUCUCAUGUCCCCAGCUUUAAAACUAGUCAGUGACAAGGCUACUCCUAGCAGUGUGCAGCUUUCUCCUCUUUCAACGAUCUCAGAAAGAUUCCAGUCCCCAAUGGGUCAGUCAUCAGCAAGACGGACACUAUUCCCAACCUCUACUUCAGCAGGGUCCCUAAAUCCUCCGUCCACCCUGACAGUAGCACGACCGCCAGGGCUUGGUGGCCGACUGCCUACAGUGUCAUCUGUAGUCACAUCUGCAUCACCAAAUGUUCAAAAGUCACCUAGUAAAAUCACAGUCCAGGUAAAGGAGAAUGGUGUGACAUUAUACACGGUACCAACAAAUCAAGGUUCAGUAACUACUCCAGAUGCAAUUGGGGAUGUGGCUGGGGAGAGAGUAGCAGAUACACCAAACACUGAAAAGAAGAAAGACAAACCAAAGAGACAUGGUUCUUUAGCACUAUUUUGUAGGAAGUUUUAUACAUUAGCAAAUAUGAGGCUGCGAGAAUUGUGUGAUAGAUUAGAUAUAAAUGACAAAGAACUCAGACGCAAGAUAUGGACCUGCUUUGAGCACUCCAUAAUUCAUCACACAGAGUUGAUGCGAGACCGUCACAUGGAUCAGAUGGUCAUGUGUGCCAUAUAUAUCACAUGUAAAGUCACAGGAAAUGACAGAAUUUUCCAAGAAAUUAUGAAACACUACAGGAACCAGCCUCAAGCUGCAUCCCAUGUAUACCGUAGUGUCUUAAUAUCAAGAAAACCUUCAGCCAACAGUACACAGACAGAGGGUUCUGGGCAGCAUCCUGGUAAUGCUCCACCACCCACACCCAGCCAGAUGACAGGAACUUCAGCAAGUUUUGAUUCUGAAGAACGUGGUGAUCUCAUCCUAUUUUACAAUCAAGUUUAUGUUCAGCAGAUGAAAGCAUUUGCUCUCAAGUUCCGUGCAGCUCAAGAGGGUGACCUCCCUCCUCUAUCUCCAUUGCCAGUAGUACGUCACACUCCAAUUUCACCUCGUCGUAGAAUUUCAAACAAUCACUCUGUAUAUAUCAAUUCAUUGAGUCCUAUGCAAGGUAGCACAGCAAUGUCACCUCGAAAACCUCUUCCUUAUUACUUUAAUCGGAGUCCAGCCAAGGACCUAAGAGUCAUAAACACAAUGCUGAAGAUGAAGGGUGUUGGAGGAAAGCGCCACUUAGAUGAGGCAGAUCUUAGUGGACCAGAUGUGAAGCGCCCACUCAUGGGUGGCCUUUCCAAGCGUAUACAAGGAGUUCUAGGGGAUAGGCUCUCUGCCACCCCUACACUAGAUCUACAGCAAGAUUCUCAGCCAACCCAGGACACAUUGCCACAGAACGGCCACGCAACAGAAGCUGGUGGUGGUGACUUCCCACCAGAGCAACCUUAGCAUAUGGCAUAAAGUUUAGGGAGUUAUUCUCAAAGUAAUUGAUAUUAGCUUAGAAUCAAAUGCUUUGCUUAUUCAUCAGUUAUACAAUAGUUACUUGUGUAGAGCUAUCUGAAAUUUCCUGACAGAUGUGAUUUUCAUCAGUCUUGAUAGCUUUUAUUGGUAUGCAGAUUAUUUGUGCUUGCAUUUUCCCAACAUACGGAAUGCAGAGUUGUAUGGCCUUGCAGAACAGUACAUGGGUUAGUAUGCCCAAUGUAAAACAAAACCAUGGGUGGUAUCACUUAUCAGUCAGAUCUUAUCAUCGCAUUUCAAGAAGAUCCAGCAAACCCAGCAGUGCUUUUUCUCAUGCUUUCAAGAAAUUCAAAUUUUUCUUCAUUGUCAACCAAAGAUGUUUGGUUAUGUUCAAUGCUGGUGUUUUUGCCUGGAUGGAUUAAGAGGUGCAGAAAGGAUUUCAGUUGUUAUUAUUGUGGCAAUACUUCUAAAUAAUUAGGUUCAUCAGUUAUAUUAUUUUGGAUAUCUUCUCAUCUUUAGAAAGAUAAGGUGUUCAAUGCCAAACUCAUAAAGAGAACUAAAAUAUUAUUCCCAUGUUUAUAUAGUGAAUCUUAUAUAAAAAAAUGUUUAUCGUUGUAAUUUAAAUGUUUUAAUUUGCAUUUAUACAGUAGUGUACCUUGUUUUAUUUUAAAGAUAUUAAAAGUGUAUAUUUUGCAUCUUCCUUGAUACUUUAAUUAAAUGAUUAAUUAUACAGUAACCAAGUGCUUUUGUACAGAAGCAAGGUUGUGUCUUUACUUUCAGAUUUUGAUAUUUGAAAAUGUCCAAACAGUUUGAGAUCCUAUUUAAAGUUUGUGUGAACCAGAGUAAAUGUUUGGAAACCAAGUUGUUUAAGUACAAGCUUGUAAAGUGUAAUUAAACAAAUGAUUAUGA